CUUUCUAUUGACAUGAUCAACAAGUGGCUGGGUUACUGAUUACAGGUGAUGUUAUAGUUUGUUUGUGAUAAGACUGCUGCUUUAGGCACAAAGUCCUGCCAGGUACAUCGAGCCUGCAGCCACUACACCACAUCCUUCCCAUCCCUCACAGGAACACUGCUGCCCUUCAGGUGCUGUGUUUUCUGCUUCCUUGAGCAUCUGUUGAGCACACAGCAGCAUCAUGAGUGUAGAGUCCAAAAAACCACGUGAGGCUUGUUGCUCCAAGCUCAAGCUCUUUCUGGCCUCCAUGGCCUUUGUAUACUUUUCCAAAGCCUUCUGUGGAGCCUAUAUGAAGAGCUCAAUCACCCAGAUUGAGAGGCGCUUUGAUAUCCCCAGCUCGCUCAUAGGAGUUAUAGAUGGCAGCUUUGAAAUGGGUAACCUGUUGGUAGUAGCCUUUGUGAGCUACUUCGGUGCAAAGCUCCAUCGUCCCAGGCUGAUUGGAAUUGGCUGUUUGAUCAUGACUGUUGGAUCUUAUCUCAUUGCCCUGCCUCAUUUCUUCCAGGGACACUAUAAAUAUGAGACCAGUAUGUCUCAUAGUACAGCUGUCAACAGCAGUGAGAGCAUCCUACCAUGUCUGUCUAACAACACCAUGAUUGAUGCAGAUGAGACACCUGAUCUAGACGCUCAGACAGCUUGUGAAAAAGCAGCUGGCUCUUCAAUGUGGAUCUAUGUAUUCCUUGGAAACAUGCUGCGUGGAAUUGGAGAGACUCCCAUCAUGCCUCUGGGUGUUUCCUACCUGGAUGACUUCUCCAGAGAAGAGAACACUCCUUUCUAUUUGGCCUGUAUUCAUACUGUGGGAAUCCUGGGACCAAUGUUUGGAUUCAUGCUCGGGUCCUACCUUGCCAAGAUCUAUGUGGACGUUGGAUCUGUGGAUUUAGACACCAUCACCAUCACCUAUAAAGACUCUCGCUGGGUAGGAGCCUGGUGGCUGGGCUUCAUAGUGACAGGCACUGUAAUCCUGCUGUCCAGUAUCCCAUUCUGGUUCUUGCCCAAGUCGUUAGCAAAGCAAGGGCAGGAGCAGAGCCAAAGUAAAAGCACCGAGAUCGCCACAGUGCCAGAGCAGGAGAAUUUCCUGCCAGAGGAAAACCCAGAUCAUGAGGAGAAGGAAAAGCCAGUAUCAUUCCAGGAGCUAGCUAAAGAUUUUAUUCCGUCUCUGAGGAGACUUUUCAAGAACAGCAUCUUCACCAUGAUGAUUCUCACUUACCUGGUUGCUGUCAACGGCUUCAUUGGCAUGAUCACCUUCAAGCCGAAGUUUCUGGAGCAGAUCUAUGGCCAAUCUGCCUCAAAAGCCAUUUUCCUCAUAGGAAUACUGAACCUGCCAGCAGUAGCUUUGGGCAUCAUCACCGGAGGUUUUAUAUUGAAGCGAUUCAAGUUGGGUGUCAUUGGAGCAGCCAGGGUGUCAAUUGCUGCCUCUCUUGGGUCCUUUUGUCUGCUCGCGGUUCAGGUCUUCAUCCACUGUGAUAAUACAGAAGUGGGAGGUCUAACUGUCACAUAUGAGGGGGCUACUCAUGUGUCCUAUGACCAACAGACUCUGCUGUCACAGUGCAACAUGGGCUGCUCAUGCUCCAUGAAGCAUUGGGACCCAGUAUGUGCUUAUAACGGAAUAACCUAUGCUUCCCCCUGCCUGGCUGGCUGUCAAACCUCCAGCGGUAUUGGCAAGGAAAUGGUGUUUCAUAACUGUACCUGCGUUGGGGAGAUGAUGACUCCAGGCAUGAAUAUGUCCACAGUCUUGGGCCAGUGUCCAAGGAAGAGCAACUGUGAAAGCAUAUUUAAAAUCUAUAUGCUGUUGUCUGUGGUGGGCUCCUUCAUCUCUGCCUGUGGAGGGACACCAGGAUACAUUGUACUGCUCAGAUCCAUUCAGAAAGAUCUAAAAUCCCUGGCCCUGGGAAUGCAGACACUGAUCGUAAGAACUCUGGGUGGGAUACCUCCUCCAAUAUACUUCGGGGCACUGAUUGACCGAACCUGUUUGAAGUGGGGUACCAAACAGUGUGGAGGCCGUGGAGCAUGUAGACUCUAUGAUGCUAAUGCUUUUAGGAUUACUUUCUUGGGGUUGGUUACUGGACUCUACUUCCUGUCCAAUGCACUGUGGGGAUUCCUCUACGUCAAACUUGUCAAGAGACAUAAGAAGUUAGCACUGAGGAAUCAAGCCAAAGAAAAUGGACAUGAAGGUAACAACACUGGUAAUGGGCACGCCAGCAUCAACAUUUCCAUAACCAAAGAAGAACUGGACAAAGAGAGCACCAUUUAAGGUGUUUGUGGACGGCAACAACUGUUGUAUUAUUCAAACUACAAAGAUAUUUCACUGCCCAAGUAUGCUGCUGCUUCCAUGCUGGACCAAAUAGGUAAUGGUACAGUGUCAGUGGUCUUAAGUCUACGAGCAGUAGGCGAUUCCGGAAUUUUACACAUUUGUUGUAAAACUGUGUGUUCACUUCAAAGGUCAAAUAUCCUUAAUAGAGCUUAGUUUUAACAUGAACAAUAAUGGAAAGAGAUUGAAUGAUAUGCAAUCCAUAUCUGAACAAAAACAUACAAAUGCAUAAACUUAGAGGUCUUUUUUUAGAUUUUUGUAUUUGACGUCAAGAAGGCAUAAGCAGUGCUGAUGUGUGGGCGUGGCUUCUGAGAAAAAACUGUUUCUUUUUGAUGAUGUUCAGAAACAUUUCAGUAAUUUAGAGCAAGCUGUCAAAUACAUCAAAUAACAGGGGAAAGUUGUGUUUACUUGAAUAGCAUUAGGUCAGGUUUUAAUAUAAAUUUCUCAUCCUUCAACUUUGUAUUCAAAGUGAUUGUAUGUGCAGUUUCAAGCGUGUAUACAGUAUUUACAAUAUAUCUUUGUACAGUGUAUAGUCUUUUUUCCAUUCUUUAUUAUUAGCAUUUUAUAAAUUGGACAAACAAAAAUAGGGCAGUAACCCAUACAUCAAAAUGGUCAAUACAUCCACAAAACAGAUAAAAGAUACAAAUGGUAAUCAAACAUGAUAUACGAGACAGUAAGUAAACCACAUAAUACUCUCACACACAUACAGUGUAUAGUUUUUAAGAGUUACCAAAGUCUUUUGGACAAAUCAUGAGGUAUUGUUCACAUGUUUUUCAGUAAUUUAAUUUCCUGAAUAAUGAGGAUGGAGAAGGUUUAACUUGUUGUUUAAGUGUACAACUUAAACUUUCUGAGACAAUAAACCACUUAGAAAACGUGAUAUAAUAUGUAUUGUCCAAAAUGUAGAACUUUAUUUUUAGGACAUUGUAAAUCAGUUUAGAAAAAAGGUUGGACUGUAACAAAACACAAGCCUAAAGAACAGCUGUGGGUUAUUUGAGUUUUUACCAUCUCACAGUCAUUGUCUUCUGGAAUCAAGAUCGUGUUAGGGAUUGCAUUGUUUUCUGGAAAUGUGAAUUCAGUAGAAAAAGUACAGCAAGGCGGGUCAAGGCAAUAAAAGUAGGAAAGGGGGACACCAUUUAAAGGCCCUUGUCUUUUUAGGCUAAAAACUUGAACUCAACUGUACAAGUAAGCCAAGUAACCUUCAUUUUGUUUGUUCACAAUGUGCCACAACAUUUGAUGUAACAAAACCUCACCUGUGUGUCUUGGCACACAUUGCUUGUUACAUCACAUCAUUUUGCUCAAACUGAACUGGUCAUUGACUUUAACGUAAUCCUCAAACUCACCAGUGUUUGUCUUUCAAAGUUCAAUAUAGUUUGGAAAGUGAAUUAAACAAAAGUUUAAGGAAUGUCACUCAGCUUGAUCAUUUUGUAAUUGUUGAUAAAAAAAAAAACGUUUUUUCUAUAAUAACUGUUAUUUGUGAAAAUAUAGAGUUUUAGUUAAAAAAUGUUUUUACUGUGGUCAUACAUGUAUAUGUUUUGAUAAUUCCUGCCAAUCUUUUUUUACACUUUUUUUAUUUUCUCUGAAACAUAUCCAGAAGCAUUAAAGACACAUUUUCACAAUG
Messenger RNA from Labrus bergylta (ballan wrasse), 3962 nucleotides. Its product is annotated as solute carrier organic anion transporter family member 1C1. Lineage: Eukaryota; Metazoa; Chordata; Actinopteri; Labriformes; Labridae. The record is from RefSeq and is a predicted model, not a curated record. Gene Ontology annotation, biological process: transmembrane transport; sodium-independent organic anion transport. Gene Ontology annotation, molecular function: protein binding. Gene Ontology annotation, cellular component: plasma membrane.